Molecule: messenger RNA, 3300 nt
Organism: Puntigrus tetrazona (Sumatra barb)
Lineage: Eukaryota; Metazoa; Chordata; Actinopteri; Cypriniformes; Cyprinidae
Product: collagen alpha-2(IX) chain-like
Exons: 36
Coding region: 148-3300 (1050 amino acids)
Source: RefSeq, a predicted model, not a curated record
UAUCACGCUCAAUGCUUAUGUAAACUUUCCAUGCCAUAGACACAUCAGCUUUUAGGCUAUAAUUUAUAUUCAUGUUUUUAUCCAUCCAGCAUUUUCAUAUUUUUACUACUAUUUGAGUGUCAACUGGAUGAACACUGCUUUUUAGAAAUGUGGUUCAUUUUAUCAAUGUGUGCACUGGUUAAAGCUUUCCAUGCAGACUUCUCGGAAACAGGAUCUGGUGUCCCGGACUCAGAGGGGUUCAACACAUAUCUGAAUAUCUUUACACAAAGAGUGGAUUUACUUGAGCAGCUCUCAGGCUUAGUACCAACCAGCAGUAACGUGACCCUUUAUGAGGAGGUCAAGGGCUGUCCAGUGCUGGACAUUGGCCUGUAUUCCACACUCACUAUGCCCUCCCAGGAAGCAUUUGGAUCAAGCUUUGCAGAUGAAUUCAGUCUGCUGAUUCAGCUGCAGAGCUCACAAGAAGAGGACCGGAGUGUGUUGACUUUGCUGAACUUCUAUAAUCACAUUUUACUCCAGAUCCGUAUAGGCCCACACAGCAUCACCUUUAUCACCACACAGCAGCGCGACUAUGAGUUUUCAGUGUCAGGGCUGUCUGACUCGCAGUGGCACUGGAUCUCAGUUGGGGUUGCAUUUGAAUGGCUGGCUGUGUAUGUGGACUGUGUGCUGGUGGAGAAAGUGAGCUGGAUGUACCCGUACAUGGGCAUCACUACAGAUGGCCUGCUUAUGGUGGGGGGAAUCCUGGAGGGCUUUGAAACACCCUUUAAGGGAGAGCUGAGACAGAUGACCUUCAUAAUGGGAGAUGCAAAUGCUGCCAAGGAUCACUGUGCUCUUCAUCAGCAUAUGUGUGAACCUGUGAAAGAACGUGGCUUUCUCAAGACAGAAGAUAGCGCUGAGGCUGAGAGCCCUUUGUCGUCCUCAGCUAGCUCAACAUCACACAGACAUUUCCCAUCAAAUCCCUCUACUGGCAAAGAUGAGACUGCCAAUAUGCAUUCAGAUCCAGGGCUCCGGCCUGAACCCCGAAUAACACAUGGUUUGAACUCCAGUGUCUCUUCUAGGAAUGAAGAUCUUCGUAGUGAAUGGGAUAUGUCUUCUUAUCUGAACAGAACUUCAAAGCAUUCGGUUCGUGGCUUUGCAGUGGUGGAUGAGUCUGACCUUCUCACAUCUCCUGCCGUCAGCACACAUAGCAGGUAUAAGGACACCAGUGACAAAAAGAUCCAGUCCACCACCUUCAAAUCAUCAGAGGAGAACUUCACCUCUCAAAAACUGAAAGCAGAUUUGGGUGGAGGCCGUCUUGAGCGGCUCCCUUUGAAGCCCUCUGGGGACAUUGCUGACCUGGAUUCUAUUUUGAAUGUGAAGACAUCAGCCAGGCAGAAGGAUCUGGUCAGGCCGACAGUCCAUCCCGAGUUAAACCAGCUGACUGAAGAAGGUUUCUUACUUCCUUCAAAGAGCUUUGAAGUAGUCGGAAAGCCUUUGGCCAGCGUUCACGCAAAAAAAGGAAAUGAAUCGCUUGUAGGCAAAGGACAAGCUGACUACAAGCACUCAAGCAAGAAAAGAGUUGCAUUUAAACAUGGUGAUGUUAUAUUAGGCAUGGAUGGAAGGAGAUACCGGCUCCUCAGUGGAUCUCCAGGGCCUGUUGGGCCACCAGGGAGAACUGGGUGCGCAGGCAAAAGGGGCUAUAUUGGAUACAAGGGUGAUAAGGGUUCUAAAGGAGACCAAGGAGCCGAUGGACCAAGAGGUAUACCAGGACCACCAGGUCCACCAGGACUUCCAGUCCUCUACCUUUGGAGGAACACAGAGGAGGAUUGGGCUACGUUUAAGAGAACAUCUUAUUACCAAUUGCUCGCAGCUGGAUGGCCUAGACAGGCAGGACACCCUGGACCAAUGGGUGACACAGGAGACCUGGGGUUUCCUGGAGAUCCUGGUCAGAUGGGACCACCAGGCAUAAGAGGCGAAAUGGGUGGCAUUGGACCAAAGGGUGUUCGCGGCAGAGCAGGAACUCAAGGAAGAGAUGGAGAGAAAGGUCCGGAUGGGGUGACAGGAUCUCCAGGGGUUCCUGGCUUACAGGGUCCUCGCGGUUAUAAAGGUGACACAGCGCCCCCUGGUGAGAAAGGAGAUGAGGGUUUUCCUGGUGCCCCUGGAAUCAGAGGAGACAAAGGACAGACUGGCCAGAAGGGCUCAAAAGGAGAUAUUGGGUUUACUGGCUUUUCUGGCCCUUCAGUGAGGGAUCCAGGAAAUGAUGGAAAACGUGGUCCUCCAGGGACAGUGGGAGCACCAGGUGCUACAGGAUUGGUUGGGGCACAAGGUGUUAAUGGCUCAGAAGGGGAUGCUGGACCUGCUGGCCCUGUGGGGCGGAAAGGCCCUCAGGGGCCUAGAGGGAUCGAGGGAGACAGAGGCCCACCUGGUGAUCCUGGAUCCCAGGGUCUUCAAGGUCAGGCGGGUCCACAGGGUCUCAAAGGUGACAUAGGGCCAGAGGGUCCAGCAGGUAACAGAGGGCUACAAGGCAUUGAAGGGCCCAUGGGUACAACUGGAUAUCCAGGUCCAAAAGGCAUUCCAGGUGUCACAGGCAGUAGGGGACCAGAUGGAGAGAAGGGUGACAGAGGACCAAAGGGGAAAAAGGGACCAAAAGGAGCACUAGGGAUCAUGGGUCCACAGGGCGAAAGGGGCCAGUCAGGCCUCCCUGGUUUACCUGGUGUCAAAGGUCACCCAGGUACUCCAGGUAUUCAGGGUGUAGAUGGUGAAGUGGGUCCUCAGGGAACGCUUGGAAAAGAGGGUCAAAAGGGCAGCAGGGGUGAACCUGGUGUUAAAGGAAGAACAGGACUCAGAGGAUCCAGGGGUCGAGCAGGCCAACAUGGUUCCCCUGGUGUACCUGGAAUAGUGGGUUUACGAGGCCCAGUUGGUGCCGAGGGACCAGAAGGAAAGCCUGGUACACAGGGUGUUUCUGGUUCUGUUGGAAGCCCGGGGGAUAAAGGACCUGAUGGCCUGAAGGGCGUGACUGGAGAAGCAGGAAAACAAGGCCCUCCUGGCUCACAGGGCCAACCUGGACAACCAGGCCAAGAUGGCACUCGGGGUCCUCCUGGUGAGAAGGGCUUCACUGGUAAACCAGGCAUUGCAGGUGCUCAAGGGCCUGUAGGCAUGUAUGGUUAUCCAGGAGCCACAGGCCUUCGUGGGCAGCCAGGUCACAUUGGAGAGAGGGGUGAACCUGGCAUCAGGGGUCCUCUGGGUCCACCAGGCAAAGAGGGCUACCUGGUUUACCAGGUCCGGCUGGUGGAGAGGGGCUCACGUGGACCACCGGUGAAGUAG